This is a messenger RNA of Magnolia sinica, 1735 nucleotides long. Its product is annotated as cycloartenol-C-24-methyltransferase-like. Gene Ontology annotation, biological process: sterol biosynthetic process. The transcript has 12 exons. Gene Ontology annotation, cellular component: endoplasmic reticulum. The record is from RefSeq and is a predicted model, not a curated record. NCBI's taxonomy places the organism in Eukaryota, Viridiplantae, Streptophyta, Magnoliopsida, Magnoliales, Magnoliaceae. Gene Ontology annotation, molecular function: sterol 24-C-methyltransferase activity. Bases 119 to 1168 code for a protein of 349 amino acids.
UGUCGCUCCUUUUCUCUCUCCGUGAAAAUCGUCGCAGCUGCGCUCUGUCCUCCUUCCCAUCACUGUAGCUCGAUUCCUACAUUCUCCUCAAUUCUACUGUUUGAAGAUAGCGAGACAGAUGUCGAAAGCUGGACCGUUGGAUCUUGCCUCUGGUCUUGGAGGAAAGAUCGAUAAGAAGGAAGUCCUUUCAGCCGUUCAUCAGUAUGAGAGAUGUCAUGUCGGUUUUGGAGGGGAUGAGGAAGCAAGGAAAGCUGACUACACUGACAUGGUAAAUAAGUAUUAUGACCUUGUAACCAGCUUCUAUGAAUAUGGUUGGGGGGAGUCCUUUCAUUUUGCUGCCAGAUGGAAAGGAGAAUCACUUGGAGAAAGCAUCAAACAGCAUGAACACUUUCUUGCUUUACAACUGGGUUUGAAACCCGGAAUGAAGGUUUUGGAUGUGGGAUGUGGAAUUGGAGGACCACAACGGGAAAUUGCUAGAUUUAGCUCAACAGUCAUCACAGGGUUGAAUAACAACGAGUACCAGAUUUCAAGAGGCACUGAACUAAAUCGUUUAGCAAGAGUAGAUGAGUCCUGCAACUUUGUCAAGGCUGACUUCAUGAAAAUGCCAUUUUGCGAUGAUUCUUUUGACGCAAUAUAUGCAAUAGAAGCUACAUGCCAUGCACCAGAUGUGCUUGGGUGCUAUAAAGAAAUUUAUAGGGUGCUGAAGCCCGGUCAGUGUUUUGCUGCGUACGAAUGGUGCAUGACUGAUUCCUUCGAUCCCAAUAACAAAAAUCACCAGAAAAUCAAGGCUGAAGUUGAACUUGGAAAUGGCCAUCCGGACAUAAGAUCCAUGGAACAAUGCCUUGAUGCUCUGAAGCUUGCGGGGUUUGAGGUCCUAUGGGAGAAGGAUCUUGCCACGGACUCGCCUGUGCCUUGGUAUUUGCCUUUGGAUGCCAGCCAUUUCUCUUUAAGUAGCUUCCGUUUAACAGCUCUUGGGCGUUUCAUCACUAGAUACAUGGUCAAGGCAUUAGAACAUGUGGGCCUCGCGCCAGAAGGGAGUGAGAGAGUUUCAUCUUUUCUAGAAAGAGCUGCAGAGGCACUUGUAGAAGGUGGAAGGUGCGCACCAAGCACAUCUAUUGAUUCUGGCACACACAUCCUACAUAUAACAAAAUCCAAACUGUCCAAAUAGUGGGACCCACUGUGGAUGGAGCAUGGCCCCAAAAUCACAUUUAUUAGACAAUACUGACCUCUAAUAGUGGUAAUGUUUGCUGAAACUGCACCCCUGACUAUCAGCCUGUUAGAAUCAUACAUUCAAUGUGGAUCUUGGGAUAUAACCCAUCUACAGUGAGAGCCUUGAUUCGGAUAGUUUGAGUUCAGGUACAUGUAUGCCACAUCACAUGGGUUGUGGCUAGAUUAUCAAAAUAAAUCUUCAUGAUACAUUACUACUACGUUUUGCAUUGUUUACUUUGUAUUGUGUUCAAAGAGGCCAUUUUCAGUGGCCAUUGACAAACCCACACCUCGUCGACUUGGACAGGAAGGAAAUCUUCACACCUAUGUACUUCUUCUUGGCUCAGAAGCCUCAUUAGGUCCCCCUAGCUAGAUUUUCAGCUGACUGAGAUCUUUAACAGUCUGAAAGCUGCUCUAUUCUUCACAGUGAAAUUGGGUUAUUUUCUACAACACGCUUUUUCUGCAUGGAAGUUCCUGUAUUUUAUUACUCGAAUUCAUGCUUUGUGAAAUGCAAUGGAAAUGAACAUAU